Gilbertella persicaria is the source of this 1290-nucleotide messenger RNA. RefSeq names its product tfdA family oxidoreductase. NCBI's taxonomy places the organism in Eukaryota, Fungi, Mucoromycota, Mucoromycetes, Mucorales, Choanephoraceae. The record is from RefSeq and is a predicted model, not a curated record. The transcript has 4 exons. Gene Ontology annotation, molecular function: oxidoreductase activity. The coding region runs from base 85 to 1248 and encodes 387 amino acids.
GUUCAAUAAAUACAACAGAGCUUUACUUUUUUUUUCAUUUCUUUUUUUUUUCUUUAUUAAUUCUAUCUUUUACUUUGUAUCAAAAUGCCUACCGUUCAACUUCAAAACGCUUCUCAGCCUGAUUUUAAUUACUUGCCUAACCUCAAGAACUAUAACCAACGAACCCAAAGACGUUUGGCUGAAGAAAAACUUGAAAAAGAACUACCUGAAGGCUUUCCUGCUCAAUUAGAAGGACCUAAACUCUGGAAAGGAAGUGACUAUGAAGGCAAAGAGUCGGAAUGGAUCUAUCAGCUUAAUGAACAAGAAUUACAAGAAAUUGAUGACGCUGUCCAUGCCUUUGAAGCAACAGAGAAACCAUUCUCAGAAAUUUCCAAGGAGUCAUUUGAUUUGCCUAUCUUUGGCCCAAAGAUCAAAAAGCUUAUUGAAGAACAUGUAUUGGAUGGUAGAGGUUUUGUUGUCAUUCGUGGACUUAAUCCUGACAAGUACACUCGUUCUCAGAACAUCAUUGCCUAUACUGGUGUUUCUGCCUGGGUUGGUAAACGUGGUCUUCAAGGUCGACAUAUCAUUGCUCAUAUCAAGGAUCUUGUGCCUGAAGAAGGGCUGGAUGAUAUUAAAGCGGCUGCUUAUACAAAUGAUUACCAAGUUUAUCAUACUGAUUCCGGUGAUAUUAUCUCGCUUUAUGCUCUUGGUGUAGCUGAAGAGGGUGGCAGAUCCCGUAUUGCUUCUAGUUGGACUGUAUAUAAUGAGCUUGCCAAGACUCGUCCUGAUCUAAUUCACACCUUAUCUCAAGACUGGCCAUUUGAACUUGAUCUUCACAAGGACGAUAGACCCUACUUAUUGCGCCCUCUCUUGUAUUACGUAGAUGGCAAACUUAUCAUUCAGUACGCUCGUCGUAGCUUUACUGGCUUUGGCAAGAAUCCUCGUAGUGAAGAUAUUCCUCCUAUUACCGAAGCUCAAGCUGAAGCAUUAGAUGCACUUCACUUUACUGCUGAGAAAUUCAACCUUGGCAUUGAAUUCCAAAAAGGUGAUAUUCAAUACAUUAACAACUUGUCUAUCUUUCAUGCCCGUGAUGGUUAUACAGAUAGCGAGAAAAAUCAACGACACCUUCUUCGUCACUGGCUCCAUCCUGAAAAUGCUUGGAAAUUACCUCCUCAAUUAGAAGACAAGUGGAACAAAAUUUACCAUGAAGAAAGAGAAGAGAUAUUCCCUCUUGAAGCAACUUCCAAAAUUUUUUACAAAGAAAAAUAAGAUAUUCUCGAAUAAAUAAUUUGUUUCUCUCGCUCUUGUAAA